AUCACAGAACAUGUGUAACAAGAUUAUAUUUAUAAUUUUUCUACUUUUAUUAUUGUGCCUACAUUUUGAUGUUGCUGACAAGAUUAGAUACAUAAGUACGGAGCGGCCUCAUGUCAUGUAUUAUAAUCGAAAAUUCCUUUCCUAUGUAAAUAUAACGUCGAGACGGUUUAGCAGGAAGAACCCAUUUUACUAUGUGGAUUUGCAUUUUAAUAUAUUACGUUCAAUUGACAACAACUUUACGAUGAAUUUUUACUUCGCUCAGGACGUUGGUAAUGGACAUUUUCGGGUCAUACUUGAUAUGCACGAAAAAUGGUGCCAAUUUAUCACUAUGGACAAUAUAUUUGGAGUCGCCAUGAAACAGGGGAAGUUGCUGAAGCCCUGUCCACAUCCACCGGGUGAUUAUCACUUGUACAACAUGAGUAUACCAGUGGAGAAUAUACCCAGGAGUUUGCCGUAUUUGAAAGGACGUAUAUAUUCUAAUAUCACGCAUACUUCACUAAAGGAACCUAUAUGCAGUGGUUACAUAGACAUGGAAAUAAAAGAUUACAAGAAACAAUAA
Galleria mellonella (greater wax moth) is the source of this 559-nucleotide messenger RNA. RefSeq lists its product as uncharacterized. The record is from RefSeq and is a predicted model, not a curated record. The transcript is spliced from 4 exons. Bases 11 to 559 code for a protein of 182 amino acids. NCBI's taxonomy places the organism in Eukaryota, Metazoa, Arthropoda, Insecta, Lepidoptera, Pyralidae.